Messenger RNA from Psylliodes chrysocephalus, 510 nucleotides. NCBI's taxonomy places the organism in Eukaryota, Metazoa, Arthropoda, Insecta, Coleoptera, Chrysomelidae. The record is from the annotation of a GenBank genome assembly.
AUGAAACGGGUAUUAAACUAUAUAUCGGACAGAGAAAAUAAAGAAUUCGCAGAAGUAGAUAUAGCUACUUACGAAAAGUACGCAAAGAUUAACAGAAAUACAAUCUACGUUAUAUUUUCUUUGACAGUAUCAGCAUCCAUACCAUGGUACAUAUUUGUGACUAAAGCUUCUUUAGCAGAAGAAGAUGAUCCAAUAAAUUGUCCGUUAAAACGAUACAUUUGCUACCAACUCUGGUAUCCUUUUGAUCUUUAUCACAAGCAUUUCUGGAUUACAAAAUUAGCUGACACUGUAUUAUUUUGGUCCAUGGUUAUCUGUUUGACUUUUACUAGAGUUAUUACUGUCUUUUUCAUGGUUUACGUAUUAGGACAGGUGAAAAUUUUACAAAAUAGAGUGAGAGGUAUUGAUGAGACUAGUAAGUAUUUGGUGGAAAAAAAAAAUAUGGAAUAUGACCGAGCUAUUUUGGAAACUAUUAUUGGAUGUGCUAAAAAAUAUGGAGAAAUACAAAAGUAA